AUGGGCAGCUUGACUCGGUCCGCUCGCCGGGCUAAUAAUUCCUAUCCCAUUGAACCCGCGAUCCCUCGCACGCUCCAGAGAAAUCCGCGUCAGAAACGCGUCGAAUCGACUUCGCUAGGCAAUGCGACCGUGAUCCUGCCAGCGCACAAGGUCUCUGCAUGGGAAGAGCCUGCCUGUGCCCUCGCGCGCCCAUCUUGGGCGAAUGCCGACGACGACUUUGAUCGCACCCCGAACGAACACCUCAGAACCAUGAAGCCGAUCGGACAGUACCCGUCCCUUGCGGAAUAUAAGAGCGUUGGUCUGAAGCCUCGCCCAAAGACCCCGAAGUCUGGUUUGAAACGCGUGUCGAAAUUAUAUUCACGAACCGACGACGAUGAGGAUCUCACGACCGAUACGCCGAUCACGCCCGUCGCAGAAGAGGAAGCUAUCGCGGCUGAAAUAUUGCGCGCCGACGACGACGACGAUGAUGAUACUAUGAAUGGGGCCGAAACUACGGCCGGGGUCAAGACCGCGGUUGAGGGUGUGGUCAUGGAGGUGGAAGACACGGACGCCGAGCCAGAGGACAUGAAUGAAACCAAUUUCGCGACACCAGUGUCGGAAGCAGUCGACCUCUCUUCUGUCUUUCCUUCCAUUCACCAGUCGAUUAAUCCCUCUACUCAACCUUCCGUUCACUCUUCCAUUCAUUCAACUCUCAACUCGCCUCUUGACACACCCCUAGAGGAAAUCAAUUCUCCCGUCCUCACAUUGACCGCUCCCACCACUCACCUCACCGUUCCUAGUUCUCAGAUCCCACCUUCUCAUCGCAACUUACCGCAGACUCAGUCACCUCCUGCUACUGCUAUUGCUACCAUGGCCGACACUAUGGUGUCCAAGGAUCAGUCAGUCGUCAAACCUGACUACCUCACCGUCCUGAACUCUCUUCCAGUCCCCAGAUCUGAGAAGUACGAUGUGAGCCAACUCAAGCACGUUCUGGAAGUUGCCGUCACUCGUGCUGUGAACAUAAGUGAAGAUGAUGUUGCUUUAAGCUUAGUGCACUACUGGUCUGAGAUCUCAGGUGACGACUUCAAAUUGUCACUGGUUCACAACAUCGGUAACGAUGAAAGAGAUCACAAUCUGGAACUCGCCCUUCAAACUAUGCUACGCCAUUCUACGGAUGAAGCAAGCAAGUGGUAUCAAACGUAUGCCGCUGAAAAUCCUCGCCUCCUGGCUGGUCCUGGUUCCCCCACCGAUUCCAGUUUGUCAUCUGCCAAGUCCCUUGAGCCAGAGUCUGCCAACUUCAGUCGGGCGGAUAUCUACCGGGACACAAGUGGCCCAAAGCUUGAGGAGGCAUUCCUGAGCGGCAAAACAAAUACCGCGCCGCUAAAGCGGGCGAAAAAGCCUUGCCGGGUGAAUGAGAAUUCCUUCAAGCGCAGGCGAGAGUGGGAAGCAGAUUCUACCCUUGAAGGGAGCCUAAGGGAUAAGCGCGCCCGCCUAGCCCAAGGAGCCAAAUCCGACCAGACUCUAGCCGACAGCAGCUCCGUUCGUCCCCAGCGCGGACAGCCGGACGAUAUUCAGCAUCCUUACUCCUCUGGUGGUGAACAGCAGGACGAAAGCAUGAUGUCUACUGCAACGGCUGCUACGCCUGAAACUACUAUCACUUCGGGCGUAGGCCAGCCACGACGGCAGCGCAUUGUCAAAGAGCGUUCGAAGGUGAAAGGAAAGGAGGCGGAGAAAGAAAGAGAGAAGGAGAGCGAAAAGCAACUACCCCAUGGGGCUCGUUCGCUGUCCCUCGAUACUACCGUUUCUGGUGCCGAGUCUGAUGUCUCAAAUUCUUGCUACUCGGACAAUGAGAAUUCGUGGGUUAGCGAUUUCAAGUGCCGACAAAUGCCGAAUGCCAUUAACGUACCGGAGAACACGGAUUAUUGCACUAUCUGCGACGAUGAGGGUGAUUUGCUUUGCUGCGAUACAUGCGAGAAUGCCUUCCAUUUUGGUUGCCUACGACCCCGGGUGGACAAGAAGAAUCCACCGAAGGGCGACUGGUUCUGUGAGACUUGCGUCGUGCGCAACAGCCUCACCACCACCAUUGCCUGGGGCAAGCACAAGCGAAGGAAAACUUCAUACUCCCCACCUCAGGGUAUCAAGGACUAUUUUGAGGGCGUCGGCGAAGAGAUCCGCAGCAAUACGCACUAUCCACCGGAGGAGAAAAGGACGUAUUCCUUCUACAGAUCCGUCCCCACCAUGCCGAGGCUGACUAAGCCUCCCAAGACCGACAAGGACCACAGCAACAGGACGCCUCUUUACGAUGACCCCAACCUAACCAAGUUGAUGGAGAACGGGCAUGUCAUUCUCUGUAACAAGUGCUGCCUUUCUUCUGAGGGCUGGCUUUGUCCCAACCAUGUUACUUCCGAUGAUCUGGUGAUCAGAAAAACUGUUAAUGGCCAGGUGCAAGAGCGGCGUCCUCGUCGACCAAAGAAGGCGACAACCCUCUCCCACAGAUGGGAUCCCGAACAAACAUGGGAUGAGGAUUUUAACGCUCAGGACGAUGACGUCGGCUCUCGCGAGAUUGUCCUCGACUUCAUUUCCACUGCCAAGUUCAACAAGAAACGUGAAGAUGAACAGAAACAGAAGCAACUCGAGAGCACCAUGCUGGAUCUAACCAGGCAAUUGACGAUGGAGCAUUUUACCAAGAACGGAGUCUCCCUUGCUGACAUCUCCAACCCAAACCCCCAACUUCGGGCUGGUAUCAAGAGUCUCCUUCAUAACUAUGACUCCGGAAGAUACAACCUUGCCACCUACGAUGCAGCAUCUUCUCUGCUCGGCCUUUCCAAUGGCGAGUCAGUUACAAUAGAUGAUGAACCCGUCACUGCCAACACAUCGGCUGAAAAUGUUGCCCCCGUCUCCCCCCAACAGGAAGAACCGGUCGACUUGGAAACACCCCAGAAAGCCGCCUCCCCCAUCCCCAAUGAAAAGGACAAUUCAGCCCCAUCGCCUGCACCUACACCAGGAACUGCAUCCCGCCCGAUGGCACGGUCUGCUCCAGCUUCGCGUCGUCAAUCUCGGUCUCGUCGCACCACCAACUCCCCCAGAGUAUCCACUCGGGCAACGCGGAAGUCUACCGGUCCCAAUCUCGAUCUGGGCGCCAUCACGGAGACCCCUUCUAGAGAAACUCGGAAUAAAAAGCGAUCAUACGCUGAAUCCGAGCCCUCUCUCAGCACAGACGAGCCAGCACUCAAGCGCCAGCACGCGGACUCCGAUUAA
This is a messenger RNA of Penicillium manginii, 3237 nucleotides long. Its product is annotated as putative PHD finger domain protein. Gene Ontology annotation, biological process: regulation of transcription by RNA polymerase II. Gene Ontology annotation, cellular component: Rpd3S complex. The record is from RefSeq and is a predicted model, not a curated record. Bases 1 to 3237 code for a protein of 1078 amino acids. NCBI's taxonomy places the organism in Eukaryota, Fungi, Ascomycota, Eurotiomycetes, Eurotiales, Aspergillaceae. The transcript has 3 exons.